Molecule: messenger RNA, 810 nt
Organism: Cladocopium goreaui
Lineage: Eukaryota; Dinophyceae; Suessiales; Symbiodiniaceae
Source: the annotation of a GenBank genome assembly
AUGGAGCGCACCUGCCAUGCAAGACAGCUGCAUGAUAGAGGCAGCCAAAGAGCCCGGCCAAGGGGCCGCAUUGCUGCACACUGUUUGCUGGUCACGGCCCCACUAGGAAUUGCUUUGGCUUUACGUGGUGUGCCACCCAGGUAUCACUCCGCCAUGGAACUACUCACAGAGCGUUUGAAGCAUCGAGAGUUGGAUCCAGGCAUGGACCAUCCACUGAUGUUACUUCGUUUCCUCACCUGCACCAAGACGGUGGAGGAGGCGGAAGAGAUGGUGCUGACUGCUCAGGCAUGGAGAAGAGAGGCGAAAGUUGAAUCCAUCAUGCAGGAGUGGGGCGAACUGGGCAAAGACGGUACGUGGAAGCUGGCACCAAAGAAAGGCAUCCAAGCGUCACCUGUGGGCGAUGAUCUCUUCAAUUGGUCGGCGAUCGUCCUUGGACCACAGGACACAGCCUGGGAAGGUGGCGUUUGGAAGUUGAAAAUGAGCUUCAACGAGGAGUAUCCCGAAAAGCCACCUUCGGUGCGUUUCGAGAAUGAAGUCUUCCAUCCCAAUAUCUUCCCAGAUGGUCAAAUCUGCCUCGACCUUCUCAAAGGAUCUGGUUGGUCUCCAGCCUAUGAUGUGUGCACCAUUUUGUUGGCCAUCCAGUCCUUAUUGGCAGACCCAGACACUCAUGCCACACCAGAGGGAGGAGCCAAUCCAGAGGCGGAAUCACUCUUCGUCCGAGACCGACAGGGUUAUUAUGCCAAGGUGAAAUCUCUGGUUGACAAGCAGCUGGAGGAGGAUGACAUGGGCUGCCUUAGCGCUGUACCUUGA